AGUGUGAAGUCGCGAGUCGAGCAAGGCAUUGAAUAGUGCGGUUGAAUUUUGCUGUGGAUAGAGUUACCUUUUUUUUCAGUUAAAAAUCCUAACUUUUCGUUAAAAAAUUUUUCCUCCUUCAAUUAUCUAAUUAUUGAUAUUGUUAAAUAAUCGUUAGAUAAUGAGUGACAUGCCAACGCGAAUAUAAGUGCCAAACCGGCAAAGAAAUGUCGUGUCCCGUGAAUGGCUUUUCCUUGGAAAACAAUUGGAGAUCGAAAGAAGGCGAACAACGAGGUACCUAGACCAAAUAGAAGAAAUAAUAAUAAUAAUAGAGCCGGCCUCAACGAGAAAUGGGGAAAAAGGGUGCAAAACGAAAAACACGUUGGAGAACACUCAGUAUUGGCACUCCACCGGGUGAGGAGGACGAGGAGGAUGGAUUAAAGAAUGGGUAUUUAAAGGGACAAGAAAAUGGUACGAAUUCACGACCGUUUGAUAGGAAUGGACAGACGAGUUACAGGCCACGAAAAACAGGAAGCGGGACCACCACCACGAGUGGAUACACGAGUGCAAGUUCAAAAUCAAGAAGAGAUGACUCCACUGGUUCGCCGUCACAGCCAAAGAUCAUUUUUAAUGAGGAGGAAUACACGCGAAUCACAACACCGCGACAGGAUGUUCUAUUUAAAAAAGGUUAUCUUUCACAGAAAAAACCAUGGACAAGCACAGCGAGCACGAGUGCAACACCAUCGACCACUGAGAGUCAAUCAGCCUCUCAUUCCACCGCAGGUAGAGGUAUAGAUGGAAGUGAGACGACUGAGGAUCAACAGCUGCUGGACAGCGGAGCAGGAGAGUAUUCGUCAGUGAUUGAACCUGCGGCACAAUUAGGAUAUGGCACAUUUUACGAUCAUGCCAGUGGUUAUUAUUACGAGUAUCCAGUGAUGCUGGUGGGUCCACCAAUGCCCGAGCAAAUGGAGCCAAAUUGUCUAGCAGCAAUGUCUUGUGGUCCGGUACCACUCAGACCUAUCGAGUGGGUGAAUCCCGCUUUCGUUCCAAAAAUUGAUGGUCAACAAUUUUGUUACACUGACUAUCAGUCAGCGCAGGGUGUUGAUUGCGCAGCAAUGGUAGACGCACAAGGAAUGAUGGUGACUGCCGAAAAUACGAAUUUAAAUGGUAAUGAGAGUUAUGCGGAAAGUGCGAGUUGCAGUGGAAGCAUCGCUGGCGAAGAUACAUUGGAACAAACUGAGGAAAACACUGAAGAGCUUCCAGUUAAUGAAGUUCAGGAUAAUUAUAACGGAGGAGCGUACAUUGAGCCUCCGACACUUGUGCCGCCAAUGCACAUAACACCCGUCGUGCAACCAUUACCGCAGCCCUACAUGUAUCCUGGACACUACAUGUUUGGACCAUCGCUCGUUAACGUUAAUGGUGUCACCAUCCAAAGCGGGCCAAUGGUCAGGUACAACGAUGUCAUGGCACCAACAACACCAAUGACGUGCGCCAAGUGGAGAAGAAAGAAAAGGAAGAGAAAGCAGAAGCGACCUCCUGUUCCUGGAAAUACGGAGGACGAAGAGGAAGAGGAAUACAGUUCGGAAUGGGAGAAUGGUUCAACACGACAGCCUUGGACGGAGAGUUCAUCAACAACAACAACAAGGCCCCUAAAUCCUGAAUGUCAAGAAUUCCAACUUCGAUCCAAUGUUGACAGUCAAUCGCCAAAUGUUGAAUCAUCCACACCUCACGAGAAUUCACUCAUGGAAACAAAUUUGAAUCUGCCUUCCUUGGAAAUUUCCACUCUUCAAACGAGUCAAAAUUCACACGAAGACAAAGCAGCAACUGUUUCCAUGACAAACAUGCUCAACGACUGUCCCAUUAAUGGGGACAAUUCAAAAAGACUGACCGAAUCCUCCUCCGGAUUCCCGCAAGAACCUUCCGCAAAAGAGACUGACGGAGGCACAAUAGAACCACGAGGUGCUUCAAUUAAAGACGAGCCCAAUUUCCACGAUUCCUCCAAAUCAUCCAAUCAGCACAACAAUUCACACGAUCACACCAUCAACGUUCCAAAUUCACCAUCAACUGAAAAUUUAACAAAUCAUCUUAAUCAUCAUCUCCACAAUCAUCAAAAUUCCACGAAGGUUCAACAAUUAGCAAACAUUCAAAAUUCCCCAAUUAGUCAAAAAUCAACAAAUAUUCAUCAUCAAAAAUCAUCAAAAUUAUCCAAUAGUCAAAAAUCACCGAAAAAAUCGUCAAGUGGCAAAAAAUCAAAUAAAUCGUCAAACAUUCAAAAAUCUUCCCCAUCGAGUAUCGAAAAUUCAAAAAUUGAAAAUUCGACAAAUAUUCAAAAUUCGAAUAUACAAAAUUCUUUGAAUGAUCAAAUUGAUGAAAUUUUACCCAUCGAUCAUCAGAAUUCUCUCAAUAUUUGCAAUUCGUCAAAUACAAAAACAGACGAUGACGAACAACUAUCGCGAGAGAUCAUCAACCUAAAAAUACGAAUUAACGGCAUUAGACCAACAAAAGCAAUCGUUGAAGCCACAACACCACAAGAUGAAAAACCAUGUUCACGAGCUGCUAGUCCGGAAAUAAAUUGUACAAUAACUCCAAUAAAUGCCGAGACGCAACGUCUUCCUGAAAUUUACGAAUCCCUAGUCACAAGACCCAUUGUUCCACCAAGAAGAAAAUACAGUGCAAAGAAUUCAAAAUUCGUUCGCGAACCAACACCGGGUCCCGAUUUAACCGAUGAAUUCGAUUUGGAAAAAGAGAAAAAAAUUGACGAUAAUCAAAUGCACAAUGGUUCAUUGAACUGCGAGCGUCUUGAUGAUUCUCAAAUAGUACAAACAAACGAUGAUAACAUCAAUGAACGAGUGAAAUUUGAAGAAAAAGAAGAAGAAAAAAUUCAACCACUCGAAAAUAAAGUAAAUCGUCCAAUAACCGAAGCAGUGACGGAAUGGCUUCGUAAGGCAGACUCACAGGAUUUAUUUGUCACCACAACGGGUCUUGAAUCGGAGACUGACAGUGAUGAUAUCGACGAUAAUGAAGAGCACGAUGAGAGUGAUGAGGUGAAUGAUGAGAAUUUAACGAGAAAGCCGCCAAAAAACUUGCAGGGCAACCCCAUACCUGCACUAUCUUCUAAAGGCUAUGUCAACAAUGAAUUGUUGAUACGUCUCGCCAAUUGCGGCGAUUUCGCAACAACAAACAAAAAAAUUCGAGAGCAAUUAAAGAGUUUGACAAAAAGUUCGUCAUUAAUUUCGCGGAGAAUGAAAAAUUCAAGAGGUAAAUUUAAUAAAACUUCUGACCACAAUGGUAACAUUAAAUUAUGCAACUCCGUGAAGGUUAACAACUUAAUGUUUGUUGGUGAUUGCGAUUUUACCAAGGAGGAUAGCGAUGCGGGUAUGAGGGUUGCCUUAAACUCUCGGACAAAUGAUGAUGAGGUGAAGAAGAUCCAAUGUGACAAGAGAAUCCCAACGGAGGAUCCAACAAUUGUGAAAACAUUCGAAAAAGGCGAAAUUGUUGUAUCAAUUGAGGGUAAACUCCUGCAGGAUAAGAAAUUUCACUACGAGCCGAGUAAAUGCUUUCAGAACGAGCAGUCAGAGCGGUUUGAAAAAGACAAGAUGACGAAUGAAAAAAAUGAUGAUGGGAAAAAAUGCAACGACAACGACGACGAUGAUGAAGAAAUGGAGAUUGAGGAGCCAGAUGUGCUUGACUGUUGGGAGGCUGAGAUUGUUGAGCCAAUUUUAAAGCAUAGUAAUUCUCUUAAUCAAGAAAAAAUCGAAAAAGAAGAGGAUGAUCUCGAUCCAGAAGUGGAGCACGUGAAAAAUGACAAACUCAUAAAGGAAAGUGUGACAAGUGACAUCAGCGUCAUAAAUAAUGAGAAAACGAACUCAGGUAACGUGCCAAACAGUCCCGCGAGUCUUCAAAGUGAGGAGAUUCCAAUUUUCAUGUCGACAAAACAAAAAAUACCAAUUGAUGAGGCUUUCGAGGUUUAUGAAAGUUGCUAUAAUGGAAAUCAAUAUAUCACUCUGGAUCCGAGAUUCAGGAGGCAGUCAAAAAUUGGUCACGAGGACGGCCCUAUACCUUGUAAAGCGGUCUGUUGCAAUAUACAGUAAAUUCUAUUUGUAAACUCGUUAUCGGCAGGGACGAUAUUCUUUAGGAUUAGUUCAGAUCAGUGUCAUUUUGAAACAAACAAAAAAGAAACACUUUAAAACGAAUUCACUCAUCAAUUAACGACAAGAAAGUACAACGUUAAAUAUAAUGAAAGUCAAUUAAUAACAUUUUUCUCAAAAAACAAAGUUUCUUAAUUUAUACCUACGCUUUUAAAUUCAAUGCGAAAGAAUUCAUCUUCAGUUUUUCUUCAUUUUUAAUAGAUCAUCUCUAUUUACCAGAUUUAAAAAUAAAAUGAUCCGCAAUUUUUGAACGAAAUAUUUUAUUUAUUUUCAAAAAUUACUAAUUACAACAAAAAUUAACAUGUUA
Molecule: messenger RNA, 4434 nt
Organism: Leptopilina heterotoma
Lineage: Eukaryota; Metazoa; Arthropoda; Insecta; Hymenoptera; Figitidae
Product: homeobox protein 2-like
Exons: 6
Coding region: 330-4070 (1246 amino acids)
Source: RefSeq, a predicted model, not a curated record